CAGCAGAUCAGCAGCCAAACCCCCUCCCUCACCCCACAGCGUGAGUGCAUCUCCAUCCACGUGGGCCAAGCGGGCGUGCAGAUCGGCAAUGCCUGCUGGGAGCUGUACUGCCUGGAGCACGGCAUCCAGCCCGACGGGCAGAUGCCCAGCGACAAAACCAUCGGCGGGGGGGACGACUCCUUCAACACCUUCUUCAGCGAGACGGGGGCUGGCAAGCACGUGCCCCGUGCCGUCUUUGUGGACCUGGAACCCACUGUGAUCGAUGAGGUGCGCACGGGGACGUACCGGCAGCUCUUCCACCCCGAGCAGCUGAUCACGGGCAAGGAGGAUGCGGCCAACAACUACGCCCGGGGGCACUACACCAUCGGCAAGGAGAUCAUCGACCUGGUGCUGGACCGCAUCCGCAAGCUGGUGGGUGCAGCGCCGUGGGGACACGUGCAUCGUUGGGUCCCCCCCCACCCCGUGGGACCGAGGGGCAGCACGGAGCUGUGCUGUGGGGCUCCGGGUGCACUGGAGCCCCUCGUCCUGCAGUGGGUGGGAUGCUGACCCCGUGCCUCUGGG
Messenger RNA from Meleagris gallopavo (turkey), 561 nucleotides. Lineage: Eukaryota; Metazoa; Chordata; Aves; Galliformes; Phasianidae. The record is from RefSeq and is a predicted model, not a curated record.